Molecule: messenger RNA, 2976 nt
Organism: Chelonus insularis
Lineage: Eukaryota; Metazoa; Arthropoda; Insecta; Hymenoptera; Braconidae
Gene: aop
Product: anterior open
Exons: 5
Coding region: 726-2117 (463 amino acids)
Biological process (GO): cell differentiation; regulation of transcription by RNA polymerase II
Cellular component (GO): nucleus
Molecular function (GO): DNA-binding transcription factor activity, RNA polymerase II-specific; sequence-specific DNA binding
Source: RefSeq, a predicted model, not a curated record
AAGACAACCUUCCGCCAUCCAACAUUUCCUAAAGCUGAAGAGUGGAAUUGAGUGAGGCGACGAUUCUUAGCAUUCUCAGUUCAGUUUGGUUCAGUCGCUCGUCAACCUUAAAAAGUGGCGGUGCUAUUUGGUGCCGUCCGUGUUAUUUUACUUCAUAUAGUGCGUAAACAUUGAGUGUAAAUAACUCAAAAUCAAGUAUCAGUUAUUAAUUGUUUUUUAUUCACUCGACUUAUUAUGGUACAUAAAAAUGCUGUUAUAAUUAUCAUCUGAAAUAUACUACGAAUAUAUUGAAUGGAGUGCAAAUUCAUGUUAAAAAGACAUUCAAAAACUUUCUAACCUAAAUCUUAAAAUUGACUGUGAUACUACCGCAGUUUAUUUGAUCAUUUUUUAUUUAGGUUCAUUACAAGAUUUCAUAAUCUCAUGGUGUUUUAGUUAUACAAUUAUUGGUAAUGAGAUUAUAUACAAUCUCUUGUGAUUUAUAUUUAUAGUCAAAACAAAAGUUUUAUCAAGACAUUUUGCUAAAUAGUGCUUCCGUGAGGUUUUUUAUGUAUAUUAUUAUUCCUCAAGGAAUAACGUAUUGUUUUUCAUUCGUCGCUCAGAUUGACCAAUGAACAGUGGUAAAGUGCAUGGUCUAUCGCAACGGCGAGACGACAACCAGUGACACUCAUCCUCGAGUUCAACAUAAGUAAAAGAUCAAGCUCGAGUGAUAGAGUGAACGUUGUGUUAUGAAACUAUUGCCGACGAUUCAGUUGCCGCAACUACCGCCGGUCUCUACUGCUGGCGGCAUGACGGGAAUGGAGUCCCGUCUCCCACCAGGGAUAUCUCUACCUUUCAGUCCUACAGAUUUGUUAUGGCGAUAUCCAACCAUGAGCUUUCCAUCGCAUCCACCACAGAGUCCUUUACUAGAUUUUAAAACCCAUUUGCCUUCAAGUUUAGCUUCUGAUCCAAGAGUAUGGUCGAGGGAGGAUGUUGUAACAUUUCUACGAUGGGCUGAAAGAGAGUUUGAUUUACCGCAAAUCGAUAUGGACAUGUUUCAAAUGAAUGGAAAAGCGUUGUGUCUCUUAACGAAAUCCGAUUUAGGUGAGAGGUGUCCAGGUGCGGGUGAUGUUUUACAUAAUGUUCUCGGAAUGUUAGCGCGAGAUUUCAAUCAACUGCAACGAUGUCUUCCAAGCAGUCCAGUAACGCCUACGAGGUCUUCAGCUUACCCUCUGAGUCCUCAUUCUCAUCCUCCAACGCCGACAUGGGUAGAAAGUCCAUAUGCGGCAAAUCUUGCCUCACUCAUGUCUGCCAACUCGGUGACACUUUCGCCGGCACCGUCAGUUGAUAGUCAGGCGGGAUCUCCCGGUCACACAGAAAGUAGUAAUCAGAUUCAAGUAUAUAAAAGUGAUUCAGAUGAAGACAAUCAUCAAAGUAGUAGUAGCCCGCCUGCAACACCUACGGCUCUUACGGCUCAGAGACUCAGUGAAGUUUGCGUCAAGGAUCAACCAAGUCCCACUUUGUCAUCUCAAUUGAUGCCGCUCACGCCUGGAGGAUUUCGACCUGCUUCAACUGUCGCACGAGAAUUUUUUUCCAGUGACACAUCCGAACCAAAUACAAAUGGCAGACUAUUAUGGGACUUUCUUCAACAGCUAUUAAAUGAUCCAUCACAAAGAUAUACACAUUACAUAGCGUGGAAAAGUCGAGAAACUGGAGUUUUCAAAAUAGUUGAUCCACCAGGGCUUGCUCGUCUUUGGGGUAUUCAAAAAAAUCAUUUGUCAAUGAAUUAUGAUAAAAUGAGUAGAGCACUUCGUUAUUAUUAUCGUGUUAAUAUACUCAGGAAAGUUCAAGGAGAACGUCAUUGUUAUCAAUUUCUUCGUAAUCCAACGGAGUUAAAAAAUAUAAAGAAUAUUUCAUUAUUACGUCAGCAAAUGCGAAUAAAGUCAGAGCCUGAUGAUGAGAGUACAGUGUCUGGCAAUGGAAUAGAAGCAGAAAUUGAUAUGCCAACAGAUCUUUCAAUGUCAAGCAUGAAUCAACCAACAUGUGAGCAGCCUCUUUCUCUUCAUGAUCCUCCUGCUAAGUAUCGCAGCCAUGCAUAUAAUCUUGUCAAAACUAAUCAAGAACCGGAAGAGCGGAAGUGACGCGAAACUUAGCAGCGACACAUUCGAUUACAUUUAUAAAUAGUCGCUGUUAUCAGAUGUCUUAAAAAGACUAUUACGUUUUACAAGCUUAUUAUUGUACCGAAGUGAAUCUAAAAAGAAGACUGAUUCAUACAAAUUGACAAUCCAAAAUGAUCGUAAUUUGUUUUUUUUUCUUUUUUGGAACGUUUUAUAAAAUCUCCUACGUUCAUUAAUGAUCUGUUUAAAUGUAAAAUGUAUAUCAUUUAAAUUACCGUAUGAGAUUUCAACUGGAUUUCCAGUGACUUCAGUACAGUCGUGAUAUUUUUUAUUUUUCUUUAAUUCAAAGGAAAAUGGAAAAAGAAAUUCAAGCUGAGAUUGAAUAAUUAAAUAUAAAUUUAAUCGAGAUGUGACUAUUUUUAUGCCAUCUGCUCAAUAUCCAGUCAUUCUUAUUAUUUUGACUUUUAUAAAGAAAAUGUGAAUAUAAAGAGGAAAGCUAUUGUUGAUAGUAAUAAUGAUAUACUCAGAGUAAUAAAUGAUUUUUAAUAAAGAAUAAUAGUGUGAGUGGUAGAGUUGCAGUGAGUUAAAAUAGUCAUAAUAAGAAAUUGUGCGCAUAAAUCGAAUAUAUAAACUAUUGAAUUAAGAGAAAAAUAAUCCGUACAUAUUCGGAUAAAGAUGUGCCAAGAACGUUACCUUAAUAUUAGAAAAAAUAAUUUUGUUUUAUGUACAUGAAGGCUGAUUUAUUAUAAUAAGCUUUCAAUGUACGAAAUGUAUGUAUUAUUAAGGCUCGCCAAUUUUUGCACUAAGCCUUAACGAAUUUUUCAACAAUACAAAGUUAAGCAUGUGCGAAUAUAUUUGGCAGGUUGCAAUCUUAAAAAAAAAA